Messenger RNA from Humulus lupulus (European hop), 1171 nucleotides. RefSeq lists its product as uncharacterized. The record is from RefSeq and is a predicted model, not a curated record. The transcript is spliced from 2 exons. The coding region runs from base 116 to 982 and encodes 288 amino acids. NCBI's taxonomy places the organism in Eukaryota, Viridiplantae, Streptophyta, Magnoliopsida, Rosales, Cannabaceae.
UGUAAGUGAAGAUGUUAAUUUAAUUUUAUAAAAUAACACGUUCUAAAACACUUUCUUUAUAUUUGUAUAGGAGCACCCAGAUGCGCAUUUUGUUGAUACUUGGAGGGAUAUUCAUAUGAAAAAAUCGACAAAAACUUUUGUCAACGAGGCAGCCCGAAAAGAUUAUGAAAAAAUGGCAGUGGAGCUUGAGAGGUCACAGCUUGAAAGACAGUCUCAACAUCAGAGUGAGGGGUUUGGUACUGAAUAUAGCAUUGAUUCGUCCGCGGUCAAUCAAUACGAGAUACUAAGUAAAGUCCUCGGGGAGAGAUCUGACUACCAAAGAGGAGUGGGUUAUAGGGUGAAAGGGAAAGGGAAAGGGAGAAAGUCAACCUCCAGCUCUACAAAUCAAAGUCAGUCCCAAGCACAUACUGCUUCUACGCCUCAUGAAUAUAUGACUACUAUGGCUCUAAUGAUGAAGGAAAUGCGUGAGAUGAUUCAGAUGAUGACACCUCAGAAACCCAGUAAUCUGUAUGACCCACGAUUUGACAGCUUUCUACAGAGGUAUUUGCCAUCACAAUCUGAAGGUGGUACGUCUUCUCAGAGUAACACCACCCAUCCUGACCUUCAUAGACCACCACAACAACAGUACCAGUCUCCUCCACAGUAUCCACCAUAUAUGUCGUCGCAACAACCUCCGCAGUAUCAAAAUCAAUACAUGUUUGGACGCUCUUCCCAGUCUCCUCCACUCUAUUUUAACUUUAUCGACUUUCCAGGAGGAUCGAUGCAGCAUCCACAUCCUAAUCUUAGGUAUGGUGAGGUUGGGGGUUCGUCUCAAUAUCAACCAUUUUCUCGGUAUGAUGAACUUGGGGGUUCCUCGCAGCAGCAACCAUCUUUUAGAUAUGGUGAGUUUGGGGGCGGAUCGCAGCAACAAAAGCAACCGUUUUUAUCCACCCUUAUAUGCCCACAGCCUCAGGAUCAGUUUGGGGACCUCACACUUGGAUGAUCUUCACAGCAGGCUUAUAUUCCUUCAUUGCCACAACCACAACCACUGCCACAGGCACAACCACCACCACAGCCACAGCCACCGCUACCGCCAUAGCCACUGCUACAGCCACAGCAGAAUGUUGAAGAUAAGUAGAAUUACCCACUUAACCUUAAUGAUUAUAUUUAGUGAUUAGUGUAUGUAUUUUGA